AUGAAGGCUGUUCUUGGGGUGCUCUUGCUGUGCCUGGUGCUGCUGCACCCCUCUGCAGCACUUCCAGCAAAGGGGAGCGUGGGGGAAAGGAAUUCCCCAGGGAACAGGCUGGAGCUGAGCCCUCCGGAAGAGCUGGGGCUUGAAGGAGAGGAGAGAAAGAGAGAAAAUGCAGGUUUACAGGGAAGAGUGAGACCCAGCUCGGUGGCAAGAUCAAGGUUGACUGGUGCUGCUCACCUCUUGUCUGAGCCUGAGCCAGGAGCAAGAUGCCUCCCCGGGCUGGCUGGGGAUGGGGGCACAGGCUGGGCCAGCUCCAGCCUGCACCCGUGGCCGCUCGGGGGGCUGGAGGGACCCGUCUGCAGGGUGAAAAUGGACCAGGACGGGCUGACCUUGAGGCACAUGGAAGUUGUGGGGGUUCUCACCCACUAUGAAAGCAGCUUCAUCAAGCUGUUGAGACAACGCAGGGUCUGGGAUGAAAGUUACCUGGAGACCUUUGGCCUCUGCCAGGCUGGGGAGGCAGGUGCUGCUCUCCAGCCCCUGAUGCACAUCCAUGGACACGUGGUGGAGCCGGGGCAGGACCGACUCCUGGUGCUGCAUCUGGAUGAAGUGAAGUGGGAAGCGCAGACGAAGCUGUGGUUCAAGCUGGUGUUCCAGGCAGAGGUGGGCCGGUUGCUGGGAGAGCUGCGGGCGGCUCUGCUGCUCUUCUACCUGGGCAGGCGAGGGGGGCCGGGGGCCGGGACCCCCCCGGAGCGGCGGGAGCUGCUGGUCACCGGCCCGGGGCUGGCGAAGGAGCAGAGCCUCUGCCUGGCCAGGGGCACCCAGUACCUGGUCCUGGGAGCCACCGUAGCAUCCAUCAGCCGCGGCAGCGAGCAGCUCAGCUUCCAGGCAUCCCUGGCCAUCAGGCACCGUGGAGAGGGAGGUGCCCCCCUACCUCCCACGGAGACUCAGCAGCUCCUUUUUGGCUCGGACGACAAGUGCUUCACCAGGAUGACCCCGGUGCUGUUAUUGCUGGCCAAGUCACAGCAGGAGGAGGUGGCUUUGGCCCCUUCUUCCUACCUCUCUGCCGACGGGGUGGUGGAUGUAGCUCCCUACCCACAGCUCAGCCCACCCCAGGCAGGGACCGAGGAGCUGCUGUCCCCCACCGCCCCGAGCCGAGUCAACACUUCGUCCCCAGAGCCCGGCAGCAGCAACCAGUUCCUGGCCAUCCUGACCCAGUUCAUCCGUCAGGUCCUGAGCACCUCCAGCGAUCCCCCCACCCAGCCCAGCCCCCACCACUGGCUGGACUUCCAGGUGAUGGAGACCCUCCCUCACCAGCUGCUCAACCUGUCGGAGGAGGCGGCGCUGGAGCGCCUGGUGGAGUCGGAGGAGCCCUCGGUGCUGCUCUUCCCCCAGGACAGCGGGGCCGUGCUGGAGCAGCACCUGGGGGCCUGGCAGCCUGAGGGGACCGUGUUGCAGCUGCUGAUGGGCAAACUGCAGGCGGUGAUCCAGGAUCUGAGGGACAUCCCAGCCUUCCAAGCAAACACCGGGCUUUUCCAGCGCCUCCUGAGCUUUUGCUACUACCCGGCGGCACCGGGCGAGGGUGAAGGCGUCAAGCAGCCCUCGGGCUCGGGGAAGCUGCACACGCUGCUGCUGCUGAAGGCGCUGCAGACGGUGCGGGCUCGCUGGCAGGAGCGGGGGAAGGUGCAGCGGCAGAACCGCAGCGCCCGGCACCAGGCGCACUGCCGCCUGCAGGAGCUGACCAUCGACCUGCGGGACCGCAAGUUCAUCGUCAUGCCCACCGUCUACGCCGCCAACAACUGCGAGGGGCCCUGCAAGCUGCCCCUCUCCACCCGCGUGCCCAGCUACUACUCGCACACGGUGCUGCUGCUGGGGAUGCAGGAGCGGGGCUCCCCCCUCCAGCGCGCUCCCUGCUGCGUGCCCGUCCGCUACUCGGAUCAGCUCAUCAUCAGCCUCUCCACGGAGGGGCUGGAGGUCCGCAAGUUCCCCAACAUGGUGGCAGAGGAGUGCGGCUGUCGGUAGAG
Apus apus (common swift) is the source of this 2018-nucleotide messenger RNA. It is a transcript of the gene AMH, whose product is annotated as anti-Mullerian hormone. The record is from RefSeq and is a predicted model, not a curated record. Gene Ontology annotation, biological process: Mullerian duct regression; gonad development. The transcript has 5 exons. Gene Ontology annotation, molecular function: growth factor activity. NCBI's taxonomy places the organism in Eukaryota, Metazoa, Chordata, Aves, Apodiformes, Apodidae. The coding region runs from base 1 to 2016 and encodes 671 amino acids.